Eruca vesicaria subsp. sativa (arugula) is the source of this 1095-nucleotide messenger RNA. Lineage: Eukaryota; Viridiplantae; Streptophyta; Magnoliopsida; Brassicales; Brassicaceae. The record is from the annotation of a GenBank genome assembly.
AUGGAGGAACCCAUCACAAAGAGCUUCUUCUCUCCACCUAAUCUCCCUCCUGAAAUGAUGGAAGAGAUUCUCUUAAGACUACCCGUGAAGUCAUUGAAGCGAUUCAAAUGCGUUUGCACCUCAUGGAGAUCUUUGAUAUCUGAGACUGUGUUUACUCUGAAACACGCUCUGAUGUUGGAGGCCUCCAAGGCAACCACUUGUAAGAAGAGUCCAUACGGAGUCAUCACAACGUCUCGGUACCAUCUCAAGUCUUGCUGCGUCCACUCUCUGUAUGAUGAGCCAGUAGCCACCGUUCAUGAGCAUGAUGGUGAGCUUUUAGGCAGAGAUUACUACCAAGUCGUGGGGACCUGCAAUGGGUUGGUCUGUUUCCAUGUAGAUUACAACAAAAGCUUCUACUUGUGGAACCCGACCAUCAAGCUUCAAAAAAGAUUGGCUGGUUCGGAUCUUGAAACGAGAGAUGAGGUUGUUGUAAACUAUGGAUUCGGUUAUGAUGAAUCUGAAGAUGACUAUAAGAUAGUUGCAUUGUUGCAACAAAGACACCAGUUGAAGACAGAGGCAUUGGUUUACUCAACGAGACAAAAGCUAUGGAGAAGCACUUGUUUUCCCUGUGGACUUGUUCUUGCUAACAAAUCAAGAUCCGGCAUCUACAUUAACGGAACACUAAACUGGGCAGCCACUCACUCAUCAUCAUCAAUUUCUACCGUCAUAUCAUACGAUAUGUCACGAGAUGUGUUCAAGGUGCUUCGUGGACCAGGUUGCUGCAAGGGAGGAUGUUUUACAUUGACGCUUGGAGAUUUGAGAGGAUGUCUUUCCAUGGUGUGUUAUUGCAAAGGAGCAAACGCAGAUGUUUGGGUGAUGAAGGAGUUUGGAGAAGGAGAAUCUUGGUCUAAACUCUUGAGCAUUCCCGGUUUGACUGAGUUUGUUAGACCGCUUUGGAUCUCAAGAGGGUUAGUGGUUCUCUUGGAGUUUAGAUCCGGUUUAGCUCUCUAUAACUGUACCACUGGGAAGUUCCAGUACCCAGUUUCAAACAGCUUAAAUGGUUGUCGGGACGCUAAAGUUUAUGUCAAGACUUUGGUUUCUCCAAGGGACCUUUAA